This is a messenger RNA of Homalodisca vitripennis (glassy-winged sharpshooter), 1099 nucleotides long. RefSeq names its product pyridoxine/pyridoxamine 5'-phosphate oxidase-like. The record is from RefSeq and is a predicted model, not a curated record. Gene Ontology annotation, biological process: pyridoxine biosynthetic process; pyridoxal 5'-phosphate biosynthetic process. The transcript is spliced from 6 exons. The coding region runs from base 149 to 847 and encodes 232 amino acids. NCBI's taxonomy places the organism in Eukaryota, Metazoa, Arthropoda, Insecta, Hemiptera, Cicadellidae. Gene Ontology annotation, molecular function: pyridoxamine phosphate oxidase activity; FMN binding.
GUGAUCCAGGUUACGUAACCGCAAAAGUGUUAAAAGCUCGGACUCACAGCUUCCCAGCCCAUUGCGUCUCCGAGUGUUCUACCUCUGCGUCUCUCCCGCACUUCAGGCGUAACAUUCCACGGUCAAGGCCAGAGUCCCGCUCGCCACAAUGGGCCAAGAAAAUGGUUUGAACGACAAAAACGCACAGAAUGGCUCAGAUAAAGCAGAAACAGAGUCGGGACUCGCUCGCAUCGAGUUUUCAGGCUCCAACCCUUUCCAGCUUUUCCGGGAAUGGCAUGGGGAGGCGCGAGAAGUAAAUCUAGUCAGUCCUGACGCCCUCUGCUUCUCCACCUGUUCCAAAGAUGGAGUCCCCAGCUCGAGGCAUAUGCUGCUAAGAAGGUUAGAUGAUGAUGGGUUUGUCCUAAUGACAGACGGACGUAGCAGAAAAUCAAAUGAAAUUGCAGAAAAUCCUCUUGGUUCUUUGGCAUUCCUUUGGUCAUUUAGAAAAGAUGGCAGUAUUAUAAAUAGACAAGUAAGAAUAGACGGCCGGGUGGAAGAUUUGCCACAGAGUUCCUGUCAGGAAAUAUGGGAGCGAGAACCGCUGUACUGCAAGAUCCGGGCCAAUAUCUGCGACCAGGGUAGACCCGUGGAUUGGGAGGAUCACAAGAGGAUUCACGACAGCUGGUACGAGGAGUGCCUCAGGGAAAAUACAGUGCCCACCAUCCCCGACCAUGUAGUUUACUACAAGGUGAUCCCCACCUUUAUGGAGUUCUACCUCGCACAUGACAAUUUUAUCGGGGACCGUUUGGCAUUCCACUGCACGGAUAAAGAUGCAAAGGUCUGGAAAAUGGGGAGGAUCGCGGCUUGAUCCUCAAUUGAGGGGACUUCUGGUGGUUGUAAGAACAGUGUUAAGGAGUCGAAGAAGAAUACACUGAAGGCUCAGGGUGUAGGAUAUAAGCUCGAUUUGAUUAAGUUUAAAGAUUUGGUUUGUUUUUGAUGCAGUUUACUAACUACAACAAGUGGGAAGUAUUAAUGGUCAAGGAAUUUCCUUGAGAGUCUUACAUUAAAAGUAGUAUUACUUGUUCUCAUUUUAAGUUGUUAAUAAAAUAUUUGAACAUGC